AUGAAGCCUGAAAAUGGUGCUUUAGAAGUUGGAGAUGUUGAUGAAGAGAAAUGGGUUUAUGAUUCUUCUGUGGAUCAUAAAGGAAGAGUUCCUUUUCGAGCUUCAACUGGUGUUUGGAAAGCCUCCCUCUUCAUUAUCGCGAUCGAGUUCAGUGAGAGGCUGAGUUAUUUUGGGAUUUCAACAAGCCUAAUAAUUUACUUGACCAAAGUGAUCCAUCAAGACCUGCUGACUGCGGCGAGGAAUGUGAACUACUGGGCUGGUGUGACAACUCUUAUGCCAUUGGUUGGAGGAUUUGUAGCCGAUGCUUAUUUGGGCCGAUUCUCAACCGUCCUUGUUUCAUCCGUUAUUUACCUCUCGGGUUUGCUCCUGUUAACAUUGUCCUGGUAUGUGCCAAGCUUAAAGGCUUGUGAUGCAGAAGUGUGCCUUGAGCCUAAAAAGAUUCAUGUCGUGAUCUUUUUUAUUGCAAUAUACUUGGUCUCUGUGGGAACUGGAGGGCACAAACCCUCUUUGGAGAGCUUUGGAGCUGAUCAGUUUGAUGAGGAUCACACCGAAGAAAGAAAGAAGAAAAUGUCCUUUUUCAAUUGGUGGAAUUUUGGCCUCUGUGCUGGAAAUUUGCUUGGGGUCACUGUUGUUAUAUAUUUGCAAGACCAUGUGAACUGGGGUGUAUCAUAUAUUAUCAUUACAGCAGUUAUGGCUAUCUCGCUACUUAUAUUCAUCAUCGGAAGGCCAUUUUAUCGCUAUAGGAUGCCAACGGGAAGCGUCUUGACACCAUUGUUGCAGGUUCUUGUAGCCGCUGUUGCCAAAAGAAAUUUGGCUCAUCCUUCCAAUCCUGGUCACCUCUAUGAGGUUCCCAAAGCACAAAAGGCUAAGGGAAGGCUUUUGUGCCACACUGACAAGCUCAAGUUUCUUGACAAAGCUGCUAUUAUUGAAUAUAAAACUUCAGUUAAGACGCAAAGUCCCUGGAAACUAGCAACAGUUACCAAAGUUGAGGAAUUGAAGCUUAUACUUAAUAUGAUCCCCAUAUGGCUAGCUACCUUACCAUUUGGAAUUAGUAUUGCACAAGCUUCCACAUUCUUCAUCAAACAAGGUGCCACUUUGAACCGAAAGAUCGGUGAUGGAUUCAUGAUCCCCUCAGCCUCAAUAUUUGCUCUUGCUGCCAUUGGAAUGAUAAUCUCUGUCACUGUUUAUGACAAAAUCCUGGUUCCCAUAUUAAGAAGGGCAACAGGAAACGAACGAGGCAUAACAAUCCUCCAGAGAAUCGGAAUUGGUAUACUUUUCACAAUUACUACAAUGGUAGUUGCGGCCUUGGUUGAGAGAAAAAGACUUGCUGCUGUAAAAAGGGAUCCAAAAUUUGGUUCAAUGUCCAUGAGUUUGUUUUGGUUGGCCCCCCAGUUUGUUAUCAUUGGUGUUGGUGAUGGGUUCACUUUGGUAGGUCUUCAAGAGUAUUUCUAUGACCAAGUUCCGGAUUCCAUGAGAAGUUUAGGCAUUGCCUUCUUUCUGAGUGCCAUGGGAGCUGGAAGCUUCCUUAGUAGUCUUCUAGUAACACUUGUUGACCAGAUUACAGAGAAAACUGGGAAAAGUUGGUUUGGUAAAGAUUUAAACAGCAGCCGCAUAGACAAUUUCUACUGGCUAUUAGCAGGAAUGAACACAGUGAACUUGCUCUUCUACGUGUUCUUGGCUAAAAGAUAUUCUUACAAAAAAGUUCAGAGGAUUAGGGCUGAGGCUGGUUGCUAUGAAGGUGAGGGGUCUGUGGCAGUGGUUUAAUGGUUUAAGUAAUCUAGUAUUCAAUUCAAGUAGAAUUUAAGGUUGUAGACACAAAUAAUGCUUCAUCUAGCGCUUGCCAUUGUAAGUUACCUACUUAAAUAAAAUUAUCAGAAUAAAUCUAUCAA
This is a messenger RNA of Mangifera indica (mango), 1889 nucleotides long. RefSeq names its product protein NRT1/ PTR FAMILY 5.6-like. Lineage: Eukaryota; Viridiplantae; Streptophyta; Magnoliopsida; Sapindales; Anacardiaceae. The record is from RefSeq and is a predicted model, not a curated record. Gene Ontology annotation, biological process: dipeptide transport; transmembrane transport. The transcript has 4 exons. Bases 1 to 1764 code for a protein of 587 amino acids. Gene Ontology annotation, molecular function: tripeptide transmembrane transporter activity; dipeptide transmembrane transporter activity. Gene Ontology annotation, cellular component: membrane.